AUGGCCCCUUCAGUCAAUGAAUUCCAGCACAGCAAUCCCCCGAUCCACGCCUCAGUCUGCAAAGUCGGCAUCAAUGGAUUCGGCCGGAUAGGUCGAAAUGUUCUCCGUGCUGCUCUUACACGAACCGAUAUCCAGAUCGUCGCCAUUAACCACACUUGCACGUCCGUCCAAGACCUCGUCUAUCUCGUCCGCUAUGACUCCUCGAUGGGCAACCUCUCCGAGAACACUCCCAUCCAUAUCCUCAACGACAACCUGAUCAGCAUCAACGGCCGUCAGAUCGCCUUAACCUCCGAGCGGGACUUGAAGAAGCUCAACUGGCCCGCUGUGGGUGUCGAAUAUGUUGUCGAAUGUACGGGCAAGUUCACCAAACGUGAUCUCGCCCUGGAUCACAUCACCUAUGGCGGAGCCAAGCGGGUUGUGAUCUCUGCCCCCAGCUCCGACUCUCCUACAUACGUGUAUGGCGUAAACUCGGACCAGUAUGCAGCCGACGACGAUCGCAGGGUCAUCUCGUGUGCCAGCUGCACGACCAACUGCGUCACCCCGGUGUUGAAGGUGUUGCACACCCAAUUCGGUAUCGCCCAGGGGUUCCUAACCACAGUGCACGCCGCGACCCGGUCCCAGCAGGUUCUGGACGGGUACAGCAAGAAGAACCGCCGACUGGGCCGCAGUGUCUUUGGCAACAUCAUUCCUACCAGUACCGGCGCUGCAAAGGCCAUUGCAACCGUGCUGCCAGAGCUGACUGGAAAGGUCACGGGCGUGUCGAUUCGUGUCCCAACACCCAACGUCUCCAUGAUCGACUUGACCGUCAGCACCGAACAACCCACCUCUCUAGCGGAGAUUAUCGCCGCCUUCCGUCGCGCAUCGAAAUCCGAGCUCGCGGGGGUUUUGGCCGUCACCGACGAAGAGCUUGUCAGCAGCGACUACCACGGAAACCCGCACAGUGCGAUUGUGGAUGCGCCUGCAUGCACAGAGCUGAAUCCUCGGUUCUUCAAGAUCAUGGCGUGGUACGACAACGAAUGGGGCUACUCUACCCGACUGCUGGAUUUGACGGCGCAUGUUGCGUCGCAGGAGAUUUAACCCCGUGUUUAUAGAUAAUGACAGUGGAUAAGACUUUAAUACCCUGAUAAAUCG
Aspergillus ochraceoroseus IBT 24754 is the source of this 1131-nucleotide messenger RNA. Its product is annotated as type I glyceraldehyde-3-phosphate dehydrogenase. Lineage: Eukaryota; Fungi; Ascomycota; Eurotiomycetes; Eurotiales; Aspergillaceae. The record is from RefSeq and is a predicted model, not a curated record. The transcript has 5 exons. Gene Ontology annotation, molecular function: oxidoreductase activity, acting on the aldehyde or oxo group of donors, NAD or NADP as acceptor; NADP binding; NAD binding. Gene Ontology annotation, biological process: glucose metabolic process. Bases 1 to 1077 code for a protein of 358 amino acids.